Octodon degus (degu) is the source of this 786-nucleotide messenger RNA. Its product is annotated as cathepsin G. The coding region runs from base 1 to 786 and encodes 261 amino acids. The transcript has 5 exons. Gene Ontology annotation, molecular function: serine-type endopeptidase activity. Gene Ontology annotation, biological process: proteolysis. The record is from RefSeq and is a predicted model, not a curated record. Lineage: Eukaryota; Metazoa; Chordata; Mammalia; Rodentia; Octodontidae. Gene Ontology annotation, cellular component: cytoplasm; intracellular membrane-bounded organelle.
AUGCAACCACUCCUGCUUCUGCUGGUGUUUGUCCUACUCCCUGGGGCCAAGGCAGGAAAGAUCAUUGGAGGACAAGAGGCCAGACCCCACUCCUAUCCCUACAUGGCAUUCCUUCAGGUGGAGGGCCCGGAAGGUCGGAGCAGUUGCGGGGGAUUCCUUGUAAGAGAAGACUUCGUGAUGACAGCAGGUCAUUGUUGGGGAAGUGCCAUAAAUGUCACACUGGGAGCCCACAACAUUGAGAAGCAGGAAAGGACCCAGCAACAGAUCACUGUGCUUAGAGCCAUCCGCCACCCCAGAUAUAAUGAGAAGAAUGCUCUGAAUGACAUCAUGUUACUUCAGCUGAGGAAUAGAAUCAAGAAGAAUAGAUUUGUGAGGCCAGUGGCCCUGCCAAAUGCUGGGGAGAAGCCUAAGCCUGGGGCCUUGUGCACAGUGACUGGCUGGGGCUGGAUCAGCCUGAACAGGUGGUCAGACAAACUCCAGGAAGUGCAGCUGAGAGUGCAGAGCGAUCAGAAGUGCACCCGUCGCUUUCCUUCUUACUGCAGUCGGACUCAGAUUUGUGUGGGAGAUCCGAAGCAAAAGAAAGCUGCCUUCCAGGGGGAUUCUGGUGGCCCCUUGGUAUGUAACAAUGUGGCCCAGAGCAUUGUCUCCUAUGGUGACAAGGAAAAUGGAACCACUCCAGAAGUCUUCACCAGGAUCGCAAGCUAUCUGUCCUGGAUAAAGAGAACAAUGAAAUGCUUCAAACGGCAGGAUCAGACUGAACAAUCAUGGUCAUCCUCCUGUGACUGA